Molecule: messenger RNA, 4347 nt
Organism: Mus musculus (house mouse)
Lineage: Eukaryota; Metazoa; Chordata; Mammalia; Rodentia; Muridae
Product: predicted pseudogene 5848
Exons: 1
Coding region: 1356-1712 (118 amino acids)
Source: RefSeq, a predicted model, not a curated record
UUUUUUUUUAACCCUUUCUAAUUUACCUUUAAUAUUGCGCUAUCAUAAAUAUAAACUAUACUAUAUUUAUUUACUUACUUGUAGAAUGUAAGUUCACAGAAGCACCCUUUUGAUUUGCUUUUGUCUACUAAAGUAUCUCUGGUAUUUAGCACAGGACCUAUUUCUUCAAGAAGAUGAAGAAACCUGCUUUGUGUGAAGACAUUUAAGCACUUCUGUCUAGAUCAACAUCAAUUGUCUCUCCUCCUCCAUGAAGAGAGAGCACACAUAAUCUAUACCUGAUGUCAAGAGAGGCAUUGAGAAAGAACAUGAGUGACCAGAAAGAAAGUGGACAAACCAGUGGCCUAGGUGAAGUCCAGGUGAGUGUCAGUGCCUCGUUACAAGUGUGACAACCUGUGUUCUUCAACAGACCUCUCAGAUGGGUGCAGUGUGUGGCAUAGGAAUCUGAAAUCCAUCUAGAUGAGGAGCUCUGAGUACAUCACAUAGACUAAUCAAAAUGCCGUGUGUUCUCACCAGCUCCAGCCGAUGAGAGGACGUGAGCCAUGCUAGCCAGCUCUUAGGAUGUGGGGUGCUGGCAUCUUACCUUUAAGCCGAGCACGGGGGACUGGGUGUGACCUUGAUUGUUUGGCUGCUUAAUUCAGCUUCUAAGAAUGUUAUAGAACAACAUAGCAUACUUGGAAAAAGUAGGAGAAACCACCUCUUAAAGCUGAGCAUGCAUGGAGUCAUGAUCCAGCAAUCCCCUUAUGAGGUACACACAUAAGAGAAAAGUGUGCUGUGUACUCUGCAUGCUGUGUAUGAGGGUAUAGCAAUGUGUGAGCUGGUUCCAAAUCCUGGGACUGGGCACUCACAUUGAUAGGAAUAAUCAUUUGCUAGGUUAAUGUUAAAGUCAUAAUAUCGAGUGAAAGAAGAGUUCACAGAGUCAAAAAUAAUGUAUGGUGCUAAAAUUCAAGACCCUUCCCAUGGGUGGAGGUGGGAAGCACUGAACAGACAUAAAGCACAGUGAGUUUCUGGGCUGCUGAUGUGGAUUUUCCAUUGUGAAGACUCAUCUGUCUGUGUGCUCACAGCUCACACACCUGCAUGGCAGUGAGGCGGCUGGGUCAAUUCUCUGGUGUUCGGUCAGGUAUCAGUAGGCGCGGAACGUGGAAGUCUGACAGAGAAAUCUGGGGGGAUGAGGCAGAUCAGGCUGCAUCACUGAAGGAGUAGUGAAAGGUGACGUCAGGAAAGCAUGUGGUUUGUCAGAGAAGGCUGCCGAGGCUUGACGGGGACAGGGAUAAAUGUUACAUAUUAGGGAUGGAAUAAAGUAUGUGGGCAGAUGUCAGAAAUCUGGGCGGGAGUGAUCUGCGAGCGAAACCUACACCAUGAGUCUCCUCAAUAAACCUAAGAGUGAGAUGACCCCAGAGGAGCUGCAGAAGCGGGAGGAGGAGGAAUUCAACACAGGUCCCCUCUCAGUGCUCUCGCAGUCGGUCAAGAACAACACGCAAGUGCUCAUUAACUGUCGCAACAAGAAGAAGCUGCUGGGCCGGGUGAAGGCCUUUGACAGGCACUGCAACAUGGUGCUGGAAAAUGUGAAGGAGAUGUGGACUGAGGUCCCCAAGAGCAGCAAGGGCAAGAAGAAGUCCAAGCCUGUCAACAAGGACUGCUACAUCUCCAAGAUAUUCCUGCGUGGGGACUCGGUCAUCGUGGUGCUGCGGAACCCGCUCAUCACUGGCAAGUAGAGCCUGCUCCCUGCCCUGCAAAGGCCUGAAGAACCCUGCCCAAAGGGUGAGAAAUAAAACCCUGUGCUUUUUGUUAAAAAAAAAAUCUGAUGAACAUUAACCACUAAAGUAAAAUUUAGAGAUAAAGAUGGGCAGUGUCGAAUGGGGAGCAUCACAAAUCAAUAAAAUAAUUCAAGUAUAAUGAUAGACAUAUUUACAUAUAAACAUAGAGAAAAGGAUAUUUAGCAUAUUACGUUGGAUAUAAAUAUGUGUCUAGUUGUGUGUAUGUAUAUAUUUUCAAUUGUAUAGGUAACAUAUUAACUAUUUGUGGAGAAAAUUAAAAAAAAAAAAGCAUGACACUCCACUCUCCAGGUAUGACAUUGUCCAAGGCUUCAUACUGAAAACUGUGACUUAAUUAGUGACUCAAUGUUAAUCAUGUGGAGGUUUAUAGUGAGAAGAAUUUGAGCAGAAAGUUCAAGUCAGAAGAUCUUUACAGUUGAUAAUCUUGUCAACCCCAACUCCCUGUUAGGGUUGGCAUCAUCAGGCAGUGGGACAAGCUGACGAAGACUUCUUUCCUUCUUCCCUCAGAUAAUUGCAUUAUCAUAUUUCCCUUAAGAUGAACAUGUCAAAAGGUGUCCAACCGGAUUACAACCCUCACCCUUUCCAGGGGGAGGUGAAGUUUGCUUGUCUUUUUCGACACAGCCUGUCGAUCUGGAAGGUAGAAUUUGAGAUUUUGAACACAGAGAACUGUUCUAGACCCUGGUUUAGCAGAAAGAUCAAAUCCUGGGUGAAGGUUAUAGGAGAAGACAGAGUGUGGGAGUAGGGACUAAAGAUGGUCCAACUGUUAUACUGAGUUUACUAAUUUUGUCUAUCCUGAUAUACUUUUCAAAUCUUUUCUAUGACUGCAUUUGGAAGAGGAAGAGACUGAGAGUAGACUUGUGAAAUUUCUGUAUGUCAGGACCUUUAAAAAAAAACUCUGUAUAGGCAGGGCCUGGGAGCACUGUGACCUGACUAUCAAAAUGUCUGAAUGUCUCGACAGUUUCUCAGACAGAAAGGAGUCUCUUUCUUGACCAGUUUUUGUCACAGAAACCAGAUCAUGGCUCUGAGGAAGUCUGGUUGCCAAGACAAUUAUAUUCUAUGUUUCAUCAUUAUUGUGACUUGCUGGUAGACAAUAGGGGGUGCUUUCCUUCCCUGUCAACAAUAGCUCAGGUGUUCUUAGGUUGGCUCCUUAAGGAUAUUUGCCUGUGAUGGAUGUAGAAUAGUCCCUGGAGCUGUUUGUGGCCACACCCAUGCUCCCUCCCCAGAGAGACUUUGCAAGUGGCUUUCACCCUUGCAAUGACCUGGUUAUUAUUUAGAUCUAAAUCUCUUUAAGCAAUAAAUAUAUAUGUAUCCGAGUUUCUCUAGCAAUGAUGAUGAUGGUGUGAAGAAGCCCAAAGGCAGGGUGGAUAUUUGUCUGUGAAUUAAAAAUGUACCUGGUUGUUUCUAAGGAGAGAAAGAAAGGGUGUGGAGUUGGGUGGGUGAGGAGGUUGGGAGGAUCUGGGAGGAUCAGGGGGAGGGGAAACCGUGAUCAGAAUUUAUUAUAUGAAAAAUUUCUAUUUUCAAAGAAAAAAAGGGGGGGAACCCUGGACUAAGAGGAUUUGGAGUUGAUUUCAAGGGUGUAAGUCAGAGAUCACAGAGCCUGAGAUGAAGAGGCUGCCAGGCAACUGGAAACUCUAGCUCAGGAGAAGCAGGGAAACAGUUGCUUGCCCUUACCUGCUCAGGUCAAGGGUAUUUGAUGCUCCUGUGGUUUGUUAAAAAGAACUCUGGCCCUAGUCACAAACAGAAUCUUUAAGUUUACUCUAAGGAAACAAUUACCAGGAAAGGCAAAACCACAGCGGGAGAGGGAGAGGGACCUUCCAUGCGCACAUCAAUGCAUAUUAAGAAUAAUGGCAGAGCUUCAUUUUUCCAAAGGGACUAAUUUGUCCCUUUGUUUCACCGAAUGCUUGCUGAGCCCCCCUGAGUAGUUCAGAAGGUGUAUCUCAGACCACCAUCUACCUUACUCCAUUAAAAUGGAUGUGUCCUUCACUUCACGCAGAUUCUCACCUAGAGACUUAAGUUUACAAACAAAACAUGGAUUAUUGCUGUGGUGAAAGAAUCCUCUGCACAAAGAUGAACAGCAGGACACCUCUAAGUAACAUAUUUCCCUGGUGGGUUUUACAAUACAAUUCUUGGCAGGGUAAUUUGAUCUGCAUACAAUUUUUCAAGACACACACCUGCAGGUCACAAGUGGAGUGUCUGUAUAUUCAUGAUGGUUACUGAGAUGGCUAAGCAUCUCAGCCUAGAUUGUGUUGGGGUCGAUCAGUCACCGGAGCUGGUUCCUGACCACUGGUGCUCCUGCAGACAACUCACAGGAAGCUUUGUUUUUUUAGCUGCUGAUCUCCUGGAGGGAACCCAGCAGGGAAGAAACAGGCAGAUCUUGCAUUAGCUUUCUAAGAAGAGGUAAUGUCCUGAUUAGUUUCUGGACUGACUAAGUAUAGUGAUUUAGAGUCAUUCACUCACUGUAAUAUAUGCAGAUGUUUUUGACUUAAAAAGAAAGUAAUCACGAGGGCUGUUAUUAGACACUAACAGAACAAUGUACUAGAAUGCGCUUUAGUGGGAAUGCCAACACAUUAACUAU